ACAGAACUUCUUGUAGUGAAGAGGAAGAGAGGAAGGCCCAAAGGAUCAACCAAGAAAUGUUAUGCUGAAGAAGAAUCGGCUGAAAACAGGACCUCUGCUCCAAGUGAAGGUGUUCAACCGGGACCUGAAGAAGGAGGAGAACUGGUGGAGGUUCCCGCAGAGAACCUGGAAUGCCGGAAGUGCAACCGGAAGUUCUCUAAUUCCCGACAGCUACGAAAGCACAUCUGUAUUCCCGUUAAGAAUGAAGACUUGGAAGAGGAAGAGGAUUCAGGUAAUGAUUCUGAUGUUGACCUUGACAGGAGGGAAGAUGAGCGAGAAAAACCAUCCAAGAGGCAGCGGGUACAAAGGACUGAGAAAAGUCUUGCCGCAAAAGAAGCAGACUCGGGAGCUAAGAAUCCUAUUAUCAGUGUGGUCUUGACAGCCCACGAAGCAAUUCCAGGUGCCACAAAGAUAGUUCCUGUGGAAGCAGCUUCUCCCCAAGAUGAGCAGCCCGUCAACUCAGAAACCUCCGUGUCGGACACAUCUCAGCGAAGAGGUUAUCAGGAAUAUGCCAUUCAGCAAACUCCUUAUGAGCAACCAAUGAAAUCAAGCAGGUUGGGAGCCACUCAGUUAAAAAUUUUCACCUGCGAGUAUUGCAACAAGGUGUUCAAAUUCAAGCACUCCCUUCAGGCCCACCUGAGGAUCCACACCAACGAGAAGCCCUACAAGUGCUCCUUCUGCAACUACGCCAGCGCCAUCAAGGCCAACCUGAACGUCCACCUGCGGAAGCACACGGGGGAGAAGUUCUCCUGCGAUUACUGCCCCUUCACCUGCCUGAGCAAAGGCCACCUCAAAGUCCACGUGGAGAGGGUCCACAAGAAGAUCAAGCAGCACUGCCGCUUCUGCAAGAAAAAAUACUCGGACGUCAAGAACCUGAUCAAGCACAUCAAGGAGGCCCACGACCUGCAGGACAAAAAGGUGAAGAACGUCUUCGACCAGCUCCGCUUAAUGACGCGGGAAGGCAAGAGGCAGCUUCUGUACGACUGUCACAUCUGCGAACGCAAGUUCAAAAACGAACUGGACCGCGACAGGCACAUGCUGGUCCACGGGGACCAGAGGCCCUUUGCUUGCGAGCUCUGCGGCCACGGAGCCACCAAGUACCAAGCUCUGGAGCUGCACGUCCGCAAGCACCCUUUCGUGUACAUUUGCAGCGAGUGCUCGAAGAAAUUCGUCAGCUCCGUCAGGCUCCGAUCGCACAUCAAAGACGCCCACGGGGAAUUGCCGGAGACCUCGGUUUUUAAUAAUUCCAUCAACCAGAGCUUUUGCCUGCUGGAACCCGGAGGAGACAUCCAGCAGGAAGCCCUGGGAGAGGAAUUGUCCCAGACGGCAGCUGAACUGUCACUUUUGAACUCCAAGGCGCUCUGCGUGGUGAAGCCUGUUUGCGCAGGAGAAGGAAAUGCCACCGAGGGAAGCCAUGAAAACAAUAACGCCGCGGAGAGUUUGGGAACAUCUCCUGCUCUCCUUUUGGAUUUUGAAAGCCCGCCAGCAGCCAACGCACCAGACCCAAUUUGUGAGCCGCUAACUGAGUUGCUGUCACCACAUGCUAGCUUGGUCAGUGCUUCGGAUAGCUUUUUGCAGAAAAACGCUUCACCAGAUUCAGAGGGGGAAAAGGCCCGUUUGGCCAAAGACCAGCUGCCUCUGGACUCUUCGGCGAACGUCCACUGUGAAGUUGAACAGCUUUUGGGAGAUGAAAACUCCAGUUUGAACCAGAAAUGCCAAGGUCCAGAGAACGUUCCUGAUACCCAAGAAGAGAGCCAAGCCGUUGGUCUUAGUCAUCAGGUAGCCAACGACUCAACUCUUGAAAAGACGGAGUCCUCCACUUCCCUUCCCCUUCUAGAACCCGGUGUAGAGUCUCACCAGAAACCAGAGCCUUGUCCUCAACCUCCCGAGGAUCAAACUGGAGCUGCAGCCUUUAUGCAGAUUUUGGACAACCUGCAAAAACAACAGAUGAAUACAACUUUGUGUGAGAAGAUACGGAAGGUCUACGGAGACUUGGAAUGCGAAUACUGUGG
Thamnophis sirtalis is the source of this 2051-nucleotide messenger RNA. NCBI's taxonomy places the organism in Eukaryota, Metazoa, Chordata, Lepidosauria, Squamata, Natricidae. The record is from RefSeq and is a predicted model, not a curated record.